Messenger RNA from Poecilia latipinna (sailfin molly), 2205 nucleotides. It is a transcript of the gene ino80, whose product is annotated as INO80 complex ATPase subunit. Gene Ontology annotation, cellular component: Ino80 complex. Gene Ontology annotation, molecular function: ATP hydrolysis activity; histone binding; DNA binding. Lineage: Eukaryota; Metazoa; Chordata; Actinopteri; Cyprinodontiformes; Poeciliidae. The record is from RefSeq and is a predicted model, not a curated record. The coding region runs from base 262 to 2190 and encodes 642 amino acids. Gene Ontology annotation, biological process: DNA repair; chromatin remodeling. The transcript is spliced from 15 exons.
UGCUCUCUCAGUAACAGAAAGUGGCCGCCUCUCUGCUGCUGCUGCCGACUCAAAGCUCACAGACUCGCUUGGUGCCUCAAACCGCCAUUUUGGAGCCACAGAACCGAGAGUCGGCAGCAGCGACGAGAGGGACCGGAGGGGGGACACGGGGCUGAGACUCUUUCACCUUUGUGAGGUAAUUCAUCUUGGACUCAAGAGGAAUGCCAUUUCUUUCCCAAAAGUAAAGGGUUCUGCCCUGCUGGGCGGAGGAGUAAGUGCUGCAUGGCGUCAGGGCAAGAUGGCCGCCAGGAGGACAGGACGCCGGGGCUCUCUGGCCUGGCCAAGCCUCUCUACCUGCAGCGCUUGGAAAGAUCUCUGAAGUUGGACAGUUUCCUGCGACAAACCGCUUCUAUCUUUAACAGAGACAUAAGCGACGAUAGCGAUGACAGCGACGGCGCUUUGGGGACGGGCCUUUCCCUGGACGCCUCCAACCAACACGCAGCGUUGUCGGUGAAGAGUGAGCCAUGCGAGCAAGAAGAUGCGCUGUCAGACUGCAAACCCCUUAACGGAGUACUGCAAGGCAAAGACCAAAAGGCCGACAAAACGAAUCUCUACAAUUUUUCAAAGUUGAAAAAGAACAGGAAAUGGCUCAAGAACAUCCUCCUGAGUGACGACACCACAGACUCUGACGCAGAGUCCGACGACGCUAACUUCAGUUUGUCUCGGGAGGAGCUCCACGACAUGCUUCGGUUACACCGCUACAAUCGGCAGCAUCAGAGCAAGUUCUACUCCGACCGAGAGCUCUGUCAGUAUCAGUACUACAGCACAGGACUCCUGUCAAGUCACGAUCCUUUCUAUGAGCAGCAGCGCCACCUGGGAACGAAGAAAAAGAAAAUUAAAGAUGAGAAGAAAAUCAAAGCAAAAUUAAAGAAAGUGAAGAAGAAAAAGAAAAGAGGAGAAGAAUUUCUCAGCGAGGAGCGUCCGUACAUCACCAAGGUGUUUGCAAAGUUUUCCCACGAUGCUCCACUGCCCAUGGUGAAGAAAAAGCAUCUCACUGUUGAACAGCUGAACGCACGGCGGCGUAAACUGUGGCUCACCAUCGCUAAAAAGGAGAUCCCUAAGUCUUUCAAGCAGAAGACGUCUGCCAAAAACGUAGUACUCACCAACGCUAAAAAACUGGCCCACCAGUGCAUGCGAGAGGUCCGGCGUGCCGCCAUCCAGGCUCAGAAGAACUGCAAAGAGACGCUGCCCCGCGCGCGGCGCCUCACCAAGGAGAUGAUGCUCUACUGGAAGAAAUAUGACAAAGUGGAAAAAGAGCACAGGAAGAGAGCCGAGAAGGAAGCUCUGGAGCAGCGGAAACUCGACGAAGAGAUGAGAGAGGCUAAACGUCAGCAGCGCAAGCUGAACUUUCUGAUCACUCAGACGGAGCUGUACGCUCACUUCAUGAGCGGCAAGGCCAGCAUGGGAGCACCGGGAGGGGACACGACGCAGGAGGACAUUUUGCGAAAGCUCGAAGACAAUUCGUCACAGAGACAAAUCGAUGUGGGGGGAGGCGUGAUGGUCAAUGUUGGACAGGAGGAUUAUGACAGCGAAUACUACAAAUCGCAGGCCUUGAGGAAUGCUAGAGAAGCUUAUCAGAUUCACCAAGAGAGAACCAGGAUGUUUGACGAAGAGGCCAAAGACAGCCGCAGUGCCUCUCUGCAUGUUGCGGGCAGCAUGUCCUCAGGACUGGCCUCUGGGUUUGGAGAGAGCUACAGUCUGUCAAACCCCUCCAUCCAAGCAGGCGAGGACAUUCCUCAGCCCACCAUUUUCAACGGAAAACUCAAGGGUUAUCAGCUCAAAGGCAUGAACUGGCUGGCCAACCUCUAUGAACAGGGGAUUAAUGGAAUCUUGGCUGAUGAAAUGGGACUUGGGAAGACGGUUCAAAGCAUCGCCCUGCUGGCCCACCUAGCGGAGAGAGACAACAUCUGGGGUCCGUUCCUGAUCAUCUCUCCGGCGUCCACGCUCAACAACUGGCACCAGGAGUUCAGCCGCUUUGUGCCCAAAUUCAAGGUGGGAAUCUGUAAAUGCCGACCGAAUGCGGCAACGGAAACACCCGCAGAAAACAUUCCUCUUUUAAAUCUUUCUCUUUUUUUUCUGUUCCUCUUCUCUGUUUAUGUGUCAAAAAUGUUGAAACUGGUUGAUUUUUUUUGUACUACAAACAUCCAUUAGGGGACAGUAUUGUAA